Molecule: messenger RNA, 4194 nt
Organism: Brugia malayi
Lineage: Eukaryota; Metazoa; Nematoda; Chromadorea; Rhabditida; Onchocercidae
Product: Kunitz/Bovine pancreatic trypsin inhibitor domain containing protein
Exons: 23
Coding region: 1-4194 (1397 amino acids)
Molecular function (GO): serine-type endopeptidase inhibitor activity
Source: RefSeq, a predicted model, not a curated record
AUGUCUGGAAGCGAUGAAACCAAUUCGAUUCCAGCAAAGUCGAAAGUUGAUGGAAUCGUUGAUAUUAUCAGUGGAGCUAUCACUGAUCCUUGUCUCCGGUCACUGCCAACUGGAUUUCAAUUGCAAUACUGCUCUCCGUCUGAUUCAUUUCUGUGUCCUCGUGGAACAUUUUGCCAAAUUGGUUCUGGACCACAAGAAACAUUCUGUUGUCCAAUAAUUGCUGACAAUCCAUGCAAACAAACGCAAGAAUCCGGAAUUGGUUUAACCGGUUUAAGGCGUUGGUACUAUGAUGCCAGUGAUAAUUUCUGCAAAACGUUUGUUUUUAAUGGUUUCAAGGGGAAUCAGAAUAAUUUUUUGACAUUUCGAACAUGUCAGCAAAGUUGCGGCGCUACAAAUCCAUGUGGAAAUGGCGAACCACAAAUGCAGACAAAUGCACAUGAACAAUGCACACCAGAAAAUGUCCAUUCAUGCCCAAAAGGAUUUUAUUGCCGAGUUUUGGAUGAUUUGACAAAAACAGCCUGUUGUCCGGGAACUGAUCAAAGUAUGCUUAUCAAUGGCAAAAAUAUGAUACUGAAUCCUACGGCAAACAUUAACUCUGCUUAUGGUAGCAUCUAUAACGAGUUUACGAGUGGCAGUGGUAGUUCAUCCACCUUUGACAGAAGCAGAAUUGUUGAUUCGACUGAUACCGCUGAGAUGGCGGCUAUUAGUGGUAUCUCACCGAUCAGCUCUAUCAGUUAUUUCAAUGCCAAACCUAUUCUUUCCGGUGAAUACCUCGGAUAUAUGUCAGGUACAGCCACUGAUAUUAAGUCAGGUUUCGGUAAUGCAUCACAACCAAGUACUUUUGCCAGUCAGUUUGGUGCCAGGAUUGAAGCACCUGAUUUUAGUGGAGCAAAUCCAUUCGCUAACUUUUAUUCUGGUAUUCCAAAAAGUCCUGUAAUAUCUGAAUCAAUUAGUUCUGGUAUUCCGAUAUUUCCUGGUGGUAAUCCGGUUAGCACCGGUAUCUCUACUGAUUCAUCAGUUGGGACUGCAUUUGGAGGUGCUAGAAUGUCAAACGAAUUCAAUACUGGGGUACAAAAUUUAGUGUCAAAUACAGCGAUGGAAACAAUUCGAGGAAAUCGUUGUUUGCAACCGCUUGCACCUGGAACCGGUACAUACAGUUUGCCACGAUACUACUUCGAUACAGAAGCAUCACUAUGUCGACCAUUUAUAUAUUCGGGAUUCGGUGGCAAUGAUAAUAGCUUUGAAACAAUUCAGGAAUGCCGGAUGGCUUGUCCUGAGUAUGACAAUCCUUGUCCUCUUGGAUUGCCAUACGUUGACAGAAAUGAUGGAAAUGUUGCAUUUUGCUCAUCUAUUAAUCCUUUAUGUCCUCCUAAUUAUUGGUGUCACAUAGGAGAUCGACGACAAACAUCAGUCUGUUGCCCAUCUUUAGCAAAUGUAAAUGCACUACCAAUUACAAAUCCACUAAGACCGCUAAGAAGUUUGGUAUCGAUGAAUUUUAUGCGAAAUUUGAAUGGUGCAGCUCUAGACACAGGAACUGAUUUGGUAGAACAAAAUGAUAUGGUCGGAAUUAUACCUUUAGCAUGCUUUCAGCCUAUGCUAGAGGGCAGAGGUAAAGCAAAGCUUACUCGAUACUAUUUUAACAGUAUAGCAAGAACGUGUGAAAAGUUUAUUUAUUCUGGAAAAGGUGGAAAUCAGAAUAAUUUCUUGUCAAAGACGGAUUGUGAAGAAACAUGCCCGAUAUUAGAGAAUCCUUGUGAAAAUGGCCUGCCAGCUAUGGGUCCAGAAGGUAACCCAAUACUAUGUGACAGUGACACCACCACUACCAGUAAGUGUAGUAUCGGUUACUAUUGUCACAUUGGUGCGACAUCCUCAACAACAGUUUGUUGUCCUGCAAUUGGUGAUCCUUGUCGUAUGCCAGUAUCCAGUGGAAAUGGAAAUGCAGUCUUGAAUCGUUGGUAUUACAAUACACAAUCACAAAUUUGCGUGAAUUUUGUUUAUAGUGGUCAAGGUGGUAAUUCAAAUAAUUUUCGAACACGUGAAGAUUGCAUUAAAGCAUGUCCUGAAUUUAGAAAUCCCUGCUCUACUGGACGUCCUCAUAUCGGUCUAAAUGGGCAAAUUACACGCUGCGGCGCUACUGGACCGUUGAUAUGUCCAACAACUUAUUGGUGUCACAUUGGUGCAUCGCUGGAGAAUUCGGUUUGCUGUCCUGCUAAUGGGAUACCAUGCGAGCAGGAACUAGAAGUAGGAAGCGGUGAUGCAUUAUUGGUACGAUUCUAUUAUGAUUCAGCAACGCAUACCUGUCAGCAAUUCCAGUACUCUGGUCUUGGGGGAAACGAGAAUAAUUUUCUGACGUUACGAGAUUGCGAAGGACGUUGUCCAGUACUGCCAAAUCCAUGUGGACUUGGACCACCACAAACAGAUGAACACCAGAAUCCAGUUAUGUGCAGUGCUACCGAUGCUAGCGUAUGUAACACGGGCUACUUCUGUCAUAUUGGUGACACAGAGGAGACAACGGUUUGUUGUCCAGGAAAAUCCAAUGAUAUUUGCAAUGAACCGAGUGUACCGGGAACUGGUCAAGCACAGUUGAACCGUUAUGCAUUUGUAUCGUUAACCAAACAGUGUUUACCAUUUAUUUAUACCGGUUUGGGUGGAAAUGAAAAUAAUUUCCUGUCACGAGCAAGUUGUGAAGCAACAUGUCCUGUAAUUUCAAAUCCAUGUGCAGACGGUGAACCAGCAGCAGGAAGUGAUGGACGAUAUCUAAUCUGUUCAACUAGUGGACCUAAUAUUUGUCCGGUUGGCUACUGGUGCCAUGUAGGUGCUGAUAUCGCUGCCUCUUUGUGUUGUCCUGGUGCUCAAAAUGCAUGCGUUUUGCCGCUUGCGGAAGGUUCCGGAAGUGUAGCAAUUCCACGCUGGUACUUUGAUCGUCGUUUACAUCAAUGCGCUACAUUUACCUAUUCAGGUUAUGGUGGUAAUCAGAAUAAUUUUCAAACAUUAAAGGAAUGUCAGGAGAAAUGUCCCGAAUUAGCGAAUCCAUGUUCAAUGGGUGAUCCAGCCCAAUCCAUAGAUGGUAAUAUUUUGCAAUGUACCGCAUUACAUCCCCAAUGUCCAACAUCCUAUUUCUGUAACAUUGGUGCGACACCUGAGACAUCAGUUUGCUGUCCAUCGUUUGGUCAACCCUGCUUAUCACCAUUAGCUGUCGGAACCGGAAAUGCUUCACUUAGCAGAUGGUUUUUUGAUCAAAAUUCUCGGCAGUGCCUUCAUUUUAUGUAUACUGGUCUUGGUGGUAAUGAAAAUAAUUUUUUAACAGCUGAAGCUUGCACGCAAAAAUGUCCAGUUCUUCGAAAUCCAUGUCCGUUCGAAAGUACCAUAGCAAGUUCGAAUAAUUUGCUAGCGUUAGCAAAAUGUAAUAUUCAAAACGCAUAUUACUGUCCACCAACAUAUUGGUGUCAUGUAGGUGGUGAUGCUGAUACUACAGUGUGCUGUCCAGGAGCUUCGGAUCCUUGUCAGUUACCACUAUCUCAAGGAAUUGCCACUGAUAAGGGACCAUACACUCGUUGGUUCUAUGAUCGUAUUUCUGGCUCUUGUAAGCCAUUUCAAUAUGCUGGUAUUGGUGGUAAUCAAAACAAUUUCUUAACAAGAGCCGACUGUGCUAAACAUUGUCCAGAAGGUGAACCUGUUAUGGUAGUAUCACCAUUAUCAUUGUUACCACUGUCAAAUUUAUCGGCUAUCUGUCCAACAGGAAUGCCAUAUCAGGAUGAAAGGGAAGUAAUCAUACAUUGUUCUGUCACCAAUCCGUGUCCUGCAAAUUAUUUUUGUCACAUUGGAGCUGACAUAUCAACAACUGUAUGUUGCAAAGUCACAACAUUCAUGUCACCAUGCAGCAUUCCGGUACAAAUUGGUCAUGGAAUCGGACAAGAGAAACGUGUGUAUUACAAUGCUGCUCUCCGGCAAUGCAUACCAUUCAUUUAUUCCGGAAUGGGUGGAAAUGAAAAUAAUUUUUUGACAAUUCAAGAAUGUGUCGUCAAAUGUUUAAAUGAUGAAUCAAAUGUUAUUCGAUAUUUUGAUAGUGGUUCAAUUAAUAGUGAUGAAACGAAUUGUAACGAAACAAACCAGACAAAUUCAAACAGAUGUAAUUUUGUGAAAGUUAACGAUACGACAACCAACAAUAUCAGUUCUAGCAAGAACGACGAUUAA